Brenthis ino (lesser marbled fritillary) is the source of this 4407-nucleotide messenger RNA. NCBI's taxonomy places the organism in Eukaryota, Metazoa, Arthropoda, Insecta, Lepidoptera, Nymphalidae. The record is from the annotation of a GenBank genome assembly.
AUGGAUCUCCCAGAUUGCCCUCCUGGAGCGGAGGGCUACCAAGAUUCUGUUACUGAAGUUCCAAAAAAGCCUGAUGAUGUCACUACUUGCACUAAGGCUGAGCAGGAGUUUCAACAACAUCUGAAUAGUUUGAAGAUUAGAACAGAAGAUGGCAACUACCGUUGCAUGGUCGAACGUCGCGGACGUGACAUCUCGGGCAAGUGGAUAUACUUGUGCUAUCCUUGUGCGGCGAUGUGCAGUGGGGAGAGCGUAUUACAAACGCAUAUAUCUGGGAAGAAGCAUAAAAACAAACUUGGCAUGAGAACAGUAUGGCCUUUGAAAAUAUUCGAGGAGCAUCCUUAUGUGCAAAACGAGAAAGGAAUUUCCAAGUCUGCAGCAACAGAAAAAGUGCUGCAAAAGAUGGCGCAAGAAGUGGAAAUGUACAAGAAGACUCCUUCGGAGCUCGAUCUGAAAUACGACAAGUACCGCGAUGUACUUUGUCAUAUCCAGGACACGCUCGAUAAUGUUAAAGCACCCUUACUAGGUGUAGAGUACUUGAUCGAACACCCGCCGGAAGAGACGCACUACGAGCCCUCGUACAUGUGCGUGCUGUGCAUCAAGCAGGGCCACCCGCGCACUAUCGUCAACCAUCUCACAUGCUUCUGGCAUAGAUAUAAUUAUCUCCUGCGGCACUUCAACAAGGCGUGCUCGCUGCUGGCGCCGUACCGCAACCAGUCCAAGUACCGCGAGGGCGUCGCCGUCAUCAUGAACCGCCUCGCGCUGCGCAUACAGGACAAGUACGGCCGCAUGCGCCCCGUCAACAUCGACAAGCAGGAGUACGAGAAGGACAGAGAUCAAAUACAUCAGUGGAUCUUCAAAGGAUACCAUUUCGCCGAAACUGACAGCUAUACUUUCGAGGAAGUCGUCGACGCGGACUUGAUCACCUCAUUAGAUUCUUCUGAUAAGAAGAUCAGUGCAAGAAAAAAUCGCGAUCCGUCGCCACCCAUCGUCGCCGCACCUUCGAAGCCUCUUAAUAAAUACAAUGCACAAAGACGCGGCAAGCGAGGCUCGAUGGAAUCGCUGUCGGACGUCAGCGACGAGCCCGACAUGCGCACGGCCAAGGCUAAAUCUCCAAGAGUUAAAGAUCCAAAACGCUACGAGCCUUACCCGGAGAGGCGGCGGGAGAGUCCCGUGCACUCGCGCUACUCUGUUCGCAAUGUACCUUCCAAGUCACAGGAAAAGCAAUCCCGGCCGCCCAACUACGAGUACAAGGUGAAGCUGGCGGAGGAGCAGCGCGCGGCGGCCGAGCAGCUGGCGCGCAAGGCGCUCGCAUACCAUGAGAAGAACCCGGAAAAGCACCCGCUGUACCCCGAGGAGUGGAAGAAGUUCUGGAACCGACGGUACAAGGAGAUACAGGCCGAGGGCAAAGACGCGUCGAAGCACGACUUCAAGCCGGAGUGGAUAGUGUUCUGGACGGCGCGUAUGAAGGAGCUGCACGAGGAGGAGCUGCGCUCGACCGUGUCCGAGGUGUACCGCCGCAUGCGCCUCACGCCGCCAGACGCGCGCCCCGCGCCCGCGCCGGCCCUCGCCCCCGCGCCCGCGCGCGCGCCCCCCGCGAGAGACGCCUGGAGGUCCCCCGAGCGCCGCCGCUCGCCGCGCCGCCGCAGCCCGGAGCCGCGCCGCCGCUCGCCGCGCCGCGCCUCGCCCGCGCACCGCCGCCGUUCGCCCGACUAUAGGAAGCAGAGAUCGAUCGACCGGCGCUCCCCGCCGCGCCGCGUGUCGCCCUGCCCGCGCUCGCCGCUGCGCCACCUGCGCACGCGCUCACGAAGUCCUGUACAUAUUAAAGCUGCCGGCAAGACGACGCGCAGCCCGCUGUCGCGCCGCGAGUCCGUGCCCCGCAACCAGAGCCCGCGCGCCGUCAUGCUCGACACCGUGCUCAUAUCCGACGACGAGCUCAAACCUGACGACGGCCUGUCUCCGUGGAACUCUGAGGACUCGGUGGGAUCAUUGCCAGAGGCGCGGUCACCUCCGCGUCGCCGCUCGCGUACCGGUAGCGCGGUACCACGUCGCGACGCCCACCGUGACCGGGAACGUGAUCGUGAACGCGAUCGGGAACGUGACCGGGAACGUGAUCGUGAACGUGAUCGUGAACGUGACCGAGACCGUGACCGGGAACACGACCGUGACCGUGUCGCCACGCCGCAAGACUUCGGUGCCGCAGAGAAUGUUGUUGCAACGCUAAGGCUGCUCGUCGCCCUGGAAGACUAUUUGGGUAGUUUAGGACCUAAGAUUGUGGAUUUGCUUGCAGAAGCAUUGAAGAUGGAAAAGGAUAAGGCGAAUUCAUCAGAGGAGUUGUUAGAGACAGAAUCGGCGGUGGUGCUGAUAGAGACGGCGAAGGAGAAGCUCAAAGGCGCGAUGCAGGCGGGGCUGGUGCCGGGCGGUGCGGCGGCCGCCGUGCGCGCCGCCGUCGUGCGCGCCGCCUCCACGCUGCACGAGGCUGACACUAGGAUGAAGAAGAAGAAGGAAAAGGAGAAGGUGGAACAAAGCUUGGGCGGCGGCGGGUCGCGCGCGCGCUCGGCCGCCAGCGUGCCGGUGGCGGGCGUGGGCGCGGUGGACCGCGAGCAGAUCGCGCAGCAGAUGGCGGCCGCGCUCGUCGCGCAGGGCAAGACCGACGUGUCCGCAGAGGAGCUGGCGCAGCUCGUGGACGCUGUGGUCGGAAUGGCCGAGGCCAAGAAGCGAGAGGCAGAAUCCAAAAAGAAUACACAAAAUAAGGCCGCCACAGAGCGCUCGGCGCGUCCCUCCGGCACCGCCUCUGCGCUGCAGAUGUUGCAGUCCGCCUAUGAUGAUAAGAGCAAAACUGAGAAGGAGGAUGCGCCGGAUGCAAUGGAUGGUUUAUCUGACUCAGACUUGGAAACAUUACUCAAGAACUUCAAUGAGUUAUCAGCAGAAGAACAACACAGUCUAAUUGCUUAUUUAAAAAAGCUGGAAGCUCGAGAGCCGCAACGUGUAGAAAGACUGCGUCAGUAUGUGAGUGCAGCGGCGACCACUGUGCCACUUAUAGAGGAAACGCCCAAACCUGUCAAAGAAGACAAACCAGUCACCAUAGAAAGUGAUGACGACGAUUACACAGUCGAAGAUAUAUUUAAAUCUGCUACACAGAAAGUGAAAGAAGAUCAAAUUCGGCAGGAAAUGGAGAUUGUUAAAAAAUCUUUAGAAGAGACAAAAGAUUCACCUAAACCGGUAGAAAAAGCUGCUGCACCUGCAGUUACAGAUGUGCAAAAGAAUGUAUUUUCAGCUAGCGAUCUGUUAGCGUUAGUCCAAGCGUCUUUGCAGUCAACUCCAGCGCCGACCCCCGUACAAACGGUUCCAACGGCACUGGUGUCAGAUGUCGUCGCAAGUAACACUCAGCCUAGGUCAUUUGGAGAUUUACCUGAACCAACAAUGAUGGAACCUUCUAAACAAUUUUUACAAAAUGUAUCUCUUGCCUUAAAUAAUCAAGUAUUAAAUCCACAAGCAUUUCCCCAAAGUGUUCCAAAUAUGGCUAACUUUGGAGGUAACAGAAAUGAAUCCCAACACAUACCAGUUUGGGAGCCCAGGCAAGGUCCCGAUAACAAGGGGCCUAUGGAUAAUAUACAACUUAAUAAUACAUUUAAUCAAGGACCUAGAGGGCCUCAAGAUAGCUAUAAUCAACUACCUAGAGGAUCUCAAGACAACUUUAAUCAAGCGCUUCGACAAAAUGAUAAUUAUAAUCAAGGGCCGAGAGGGCCUCACGAUAAUUUUAAUCAGGGCGCUAGAGGGCCUCAGGAUAGCUAUAAUCAGGUGCCUAGAGGACCCCAGGAGAAUUACAACCAAGGGUCACGAGGACAGGACAAUUUUAAUUCAGGACAGAGAGGAGGACCAGAUAAUUACGAUCAAGGCAAUCAGGAUAAUAUGUACGAUAAAGACUCCAGAGGGCCGCAGGACGAUUACAACCAAGAACCGCGAGGAUCUCAAAAUAACUUCAAUCAGGGGCCACGCGGACAAGAAAACUUCAAUCACGGACUGCGCGGGUCGCAGGAUAAUUUUAAUUCAGGACCUAGAGGGCCUCAAGAUAAUUAUAACCAAGGCCAAAGAGGACCACAAAAUAACUUUAAUCAAGGUCAAAGAGGGUCUCAGGAAAAUUACAGCCAAGUGCCAAGUUUAAUGGACAACUACAACCCCAACUCGAGAGGACAAGAUAAAUCUUUUGGCGGUGGAAGAGGAUCAAAUAACUUAUUUACUCAAAAUAGAAGCAAUUACAACAGUAACAGAAUGCAAGAUAAUUAUAAUAAUAGGUCGGAAGGUAACCAGCAACCUGGCAACCAAAAAUUUGGAAACUAUGAACAGAAUAAUUUUAGGGGCAGAGGAAGAGGUUAUGGAGGUCAACGAGGUCGAGGACGUGGUUAUUAU